CAAGAAACUAUGGAGUUUGACAUCCCUUCAACACUCAUACCUCUAAUUCCCUUUCUCCUCUUCCUCUACAUGUUUAUCAAAUCUCUCACAAUCUCAAAAUCAGCAAAGAGUUACUCACACAUCCCCGGCCCCACACCCCUCCCUCUCAUCGGCAACCUCCACCUCAUGCUCCGCGCCUCCUCCGCCCCCCACCGCCUCUUCCGUUCCCUCGCCGCCAAACACGGCACCCUGACGCACCUCCAGCUCGGCGAGAUCCACCUCCUCAUCGUCUCGUCCACCGAAUUCGCGAAGCAGGUGAUGAAAACUCACGACACCGUCUUCGCGAACCGCCCCGUGAUGCUGGCUCCGAAGGAGCUGACCUACGACGCCACCGGCGUCGUCUUCUCCCCCUACGGCGACUACUGGCGCCACCUGCGGAAGAUCUGCACCGUCGAGGUCCUCAGCGCUCGGCGCGUGCGAUCCUUCCGCAGCAUAAGGGUGGAGGAAGUCACGAUCAUGUGCAAAUGGAUCGCUUCGCGCCAAGGCUCGACGGUUAAUCUGACGGAGAGGCUCUACAUGUCGUCGUACGAUAUUAUUUCCGAAUGGGCAAUAGCAGAGCUGAUAAGAAACCCUAGCAAACUUAACAAAGCCCAACUAGAAGUGAGAAAGGUUUUUGACAAAGAGGGAUCAUGUGUAGACGAAGACAAGUUGGAUGAGCUGAAAUACCUCAAAUUAAUUAUCAAAGAGACUUUGAGGUUGCAUCCACCGACCCCAUUUUUAUUCCCUAGAGUGAACUCCCAAAGAUGUGAAAUUAAUGGGUACGAAAUCCCAGCAAAGACGAGAGUGAUAGUGAAUGCAUGGGCACUGGCAAGAGACCCCGAGUAUUGGAACGAUCCAGAGAAGUUUAUACCCGAGAGAUUUGAAGAAAUCUCCGUUGAUUUCAAGGGGAGCAAUCUCGAAUACAUACCCUUUGGUGCGGGACGGAGAAUGUGUCCCGGCAUGUUGUUGGGGGAGACAAAUAUGGAACUUCCUCUUGCUAUGCUUCUCUAUCAUUUUGAUUGGGAAAUUCCAAAUGGGAUGAAAGCUGAAGAAUUGGAUAUGACAGAAGACCUCGGCUUUGUUCUUAAUAGGAAACAACCUUUGCGUUUGAUUCCCAUUGCUAAGCGGCCUUUACGUGCACGUGCUUAACUGAUUCAGGAAUCUUCACUUUGAGUGAUAGUAUCAAAAAAUAAAAAUAAGCUGGAAAAUAUUUUUUUGCGAUAGUGCGUCUUAUUUUCCAAGAAUUUGUAACGCAAGCAUAAUUUAUUGUUUGAAAUAAAUGCUCCAUUUUGUGCAUGCUUCUA
Salvia splendens (bonfire salvia) is the source of this 1322-nucleotide messenger RNA. Its product is annotated as cytochrome P450 71D10-like. Lineage: Eukaryota; Viridiplantae; Streptophyta; Magnoliopsida; Lamiales; Lamiaceae. Gene Ontology annotation, molecular function: oxidoreductase activity, acting on paired donors, with incorporation or reduction of molecular oxygen; heme binding; iron ion binding. The record is from RefSeq and is a predicted model, not a curated record.